UGCGAUCCUCAAUCCUACCACACGGGGGCGCCAGAACAAGUGCGGACGCGGGCGAGGCAGCGCAAGGUGGUUCUCGUCCGUUCCUCUCUCCCACCACCCUGAAAAAAAAAAAAAAGGAAUUGGGGCCGUCAGCACAAAUUGCUGUCACUCCCGGGCACAGCACUAAGUCUGGGUGACUGUGCUAAGUGAAGUGUGACAUUGUGGUUGUUAAGUAGGUGUGUCUCAGAGUCGGAGUGUAACUCGUUCACAGUAGGGACCCCUGUCUCCUUAUACAUGCCCCCUCUCAUGGCCAAUUUCUACCCCUUCCCAUGGCUGACGAAAUAAAUGGCUGCAGAGCCUGCUCCUUCAACCUGCUUCAGGUUCUUUUUCUUCCCUCCCCCUGCCCCCAUCCCUCUUCUCUUUCCUCUCUCCACCUUUUCUCCGCAGAGCUGAUGGGGUUUCUUCUGGGAAAGUCAAGCCACUGAUGGAAGGGAGAAGCCACUGCUGGUUAUAGAGAGAAAGCACACACGAACUGGUUUGAACGGACACGAUCCAGAGGCACACACGUCGUCAAUCUUUCCCCUUUCUCUUCCGGCUAGGACCCUUUCCAAGGUGCAGGCCGGGAGCGACGCUUAUCCUCCAAUCAUUGGACUUCCACCGUCCACCAGGCACCCGCCCGCUUCCCCAUGAAUGAACAUUGACGUCAAUGGGGCGGGGCUAGCCCACGUGACCCCGCGCGCUCCCCUUUAUAAGACAGCGGCGGCGCGGGCGCUGUCCAGCGUGCUGAAGCCGGAGCGAGAGCGCUGUUGCUGACCCAGCUGAGCCCAGCUCUUAGGACUCCAGCCCUCGACCAUCGCUCAUACUCCAGCCACGGAACGGAGCCAAGGCGGACCGGUCCCGAUUUUCCCCCUGCCCCGACCCUCCUCUCCACCUCCCGCCGUCGUGACACCGGCUGUCCCUGGCAGCCCGUUGGUCAUGAAAACCUUCACGUUGCCGGCAUCCAUCCUCUUCUGCUUCCUUCUACUGAUCCAGGGGUUGGGAGCAGCGCCCCCCGGGCGCUCCGAUGCUUAUCCUCCUCCCCUCGGUUCUGAGCAGAAUGGGCAGGUAGCUGAGGACGCAGUAUCCCGGCCAAAGGAUGACAGCGUCCCAGAGGUCCGAGCGGCUCGGAAUUCCGAGCCUCAGGACCAGGGAGAGCUCUUCCAGGGCGUGGAUCCCCGGGCGCUGGCCUCGGUACUGUUGCAGGCACUGGACCGUCCGGCCUCGCCCGCGGCGGUCCCCGGAGGUUCCCAGCAGGGAACACCCGAAGAAGCAGCAGAAGCUCUGCUGACCGAGUCCGUGCGCAGUCAGACCCAUAGCCUCCCGGCGCCAGAAAUCCAAGCGCCCGCUGUGGCCCCCCCUCGCCCUCAGACUCUGGACAACGAUCCCGAGGAGGACGACCGCUCAGAAGAACUGGAGGCGCUAGCAUCCUUGCUCCAAGAACUUCGAGAUUUCAGUCCGAGCAAUGCUAAGCGCCAGCAAGAGACAGCGGCAGCAGAGACUGAAACCCGCACGCACACGCUGACCCGAGUCAAUCUGGAGAGCCCCGGGCCAGAGCGCGUAUGGCGCGCUUCCUGGGGAGAGUUCCAGGCGCGCGUUCCGGAGCGCGCUCCUCUGCCGCCCCAGAUCCCCUCUCAAUUCCAGGCUCGAAUGUCCGAAAGCGCUCCCCUUUCCGAAACCCAUCAGUUCGGGGAAGGAGUGUCCUCCCCUAAAACACAUCUAGGUGAGACUUUGACACCCUUAUCCAAGGCGUACCAAAGUCUAGGUGGCCCCUUCCCUAAGGUGCGCCGGCUCGAGGGUUCAUUCCUGGGCGGCUCAGAGGCAGGAGAGCGCCUGCUUCAACAAGGGUUAGCUCAGGUGGAGGCAGGGAGGAGACAGGCGGAGGCCACCCGGCAGGCCGCGGCGCAAGAAGAGCGGCUGGCCGACCUCGCCUCCGACCUGCUGCUCCAGUAUCUGCUGCAGGGCGGAGCCCGGCAGCGCGAUCUCGGGGGUCGCGGGCUGCAGGAGACGCAGCAAGAGCGCGAGAACGAGAGGGAGGAGGAGGCGGAGCAGGAGAGACGCGGUGGUGGGGAGGACGAUGUGGGGGAAGAGGAUGAGGAGGCGGCGGAGGCGGAGGCGGAGGCAGAGGAGGCGGAGAGGGCGCGGCAGAACGCGCUCCUGUUCGCCGAGGAGGAGGACGGGGAAGCCGGAGCCGAGGACAAGCGCUCCCAGGAGGAGGCGCCAGGCCAUCGGCGGAAGGAUGCUGAGGGGGCAGAGGAGGGCGGGGAGGAGGAUGACGACGACGAGGAGAUGGAUCCGCAGACGAUCGAUAGUCUCAUUGAACUGUCCACCAAACUCCACCUGCCAGCAGACGAUGUGGUCAGCAUCAUCGAAGAGGUGGAGGAGAAACGGAAGCGGAAGAAGAACGCCCCUCCCGAGCCGGUGCCGCCCCCCAGGGCUGCCCCAGCCCCGACCCAUGUCCGCUCCCCGCAGCCCCCACCUCCCGCCACGGCCCGGGAUGAGUUGCCGGACUGGAACGAAGUGCUCCCACCCUGGGAUCGGGAGGAGGAUGAGGUGUUUCCCCCGGGGCCCUAUCACCCCUUCCCAAACUACAUUCGGCCGCGGACACUGCAGCCGCCCGCAUCCUCCCGCCGCCGUCACUUCCAUCACGCGUUGCCACCUGCGCGCCACCAUCCCGAUCUGGAGGCCCAGGCCAGGCGCGCGCAGGAGGAAGCGGACGCGGAGGAGCGCCGGCUGCAGGAGCAGGAGGAGCUGGAGAAUUACAUUGAGCACGUGCUGCUGCACCGCCCGUGACCCGCCCCGGCCCCGCCUCCGCGCGCCCGCUCCCAGCUGCGCGCGCCACCACGCCCCCCCUCCGUGUCGCUCCUCCUCCCUCUCGGUGUUUGCAUGCGCCUUGGCUCCGUCCCUCGGCUGCCGCCCGGCCCCGCCCCACAAGGCCCCGCCUCGGGUUCUGUCAACACUGGACCUGUCAGACUCCCCGGGGUCUGCAGUCUAGAACACCCAAAACUCGCGGGAGAUCCCGGGGCCAGCCCAGGCGGGUGUGUGGUUUGUGCGAGUCCCCUUACACCCCCACUUCCUCCAGGGGCCUCGUCCCCAUCUAGUUUCUCUAGCGACUUCCCCGUCCCAAACGGGGAAAAGCUGUUCUAUUUAAUCGUGUGAAGUAUCUGUCUCCCAGCCUUGGGGCCCCCGGAGCCUCCCCUCUCCAAACCGCUGUGAACUCACCCACUUCUCCUUCUCUGUUGUAAAUACCCCUCACGGAGGAAAUAGUUUUGCUAAGAAAUAAAAGUGACUAUUUUAUUAGGA
This is a messenger RNA of Mastomys coucha (southern multimammate mouse), 3318 nucleotides long. RefSeq names its product VGF nerve growth factor inducible (gene Vgf). The record is from RefSeq and is a predicted model, not a curated record. The transcript has 7 exons. Gene Ontology annotation, molecular function: neuropeptide hormone activity. Lineage: Eukaryota; Metazoa; Chordata; Mammalia; Rodentia; Muridae. The coding region runs from base 955 to 2808 and encodes 617 amino acids. Gene Ontology annotation, biological process: carbohydrate homeostasis; regulation of synaptic plasticity.